Messenger RNA from Dibothriocephalus latus, 189 nucleotides. NCBI's taxonomy places the organism in Eukaryota, Metazoa, Platyhelminthes, Cestoda, Diphyllobothriidea, Diphyllobothriidae. The record is from the annotation of a GenBank genome assembly.
GUCUUCGACACGCCGAUGCUGACUGCCAUGCCACGAAGCGUUGUGAACCACCUUGUUCGUCAGACUGCCUUUCCCAAGCGCGCUGGCAAACCCGAGGAAUUUGCUCACUUGGUCACCUGCCUGCUGCAAAAUCCCAUGUUAAACGGAGAGGUGAUUCGUCUGGAUGGCGGUCUUCGCAUGCCACCCUGA